UAUGAUGGGUCGCUACAGAUUCGUUUUAUCGAUUUUUCUACUAAAAAUUAUAACCGGUGAUUGUUAUAAAAUUGAUAAUAAAACUUUACAAGACCUACAAAGUAAUGAAGGUUUAAAUAUAUUCGAAUUAGCAAAGAAAUACGGUUAUGUAAUAGAACGACAUCACGUGACUACAGAAGAUGGGUACACACUCGAACUUCAUCGAAUUCCUUACGGAAUUAAUAGCACGGAUCGUUCAAAUAGGCCCCCAAUUCUAAUAGCUCAUGGAACUGGAGGAACAUCAGUUGAAUUUUUAACGAUGGGUGAAAAAAGUAUAGCGAGUCGAUUAGUUGAAGCCGGUUAUGAUAUUUGGAUAGGAAAUGCACGAGGGACGAAAUGGUCUUUGAAACAUAAAUUUUUAAAUCGCCGAUCAAAACAAUUUUGGAUGUUUAGUUGGCACGAAAUCGGAAUAUACGAUUACACCGCCGAAAUUUAUUACGUUUCAAACGUUACAGGUCACGAUAAAAUUUUCUUUUUGGGCCAUUCCCAAGGCGGCACAGCAUUUUUUGUUAUGGCAUCUGAGCGACCGGAAAUGAAUAAAAAACUUCGUUUGGCUUUAUUAAUCGGACCUACAGCUUACUCAAAACACAAUACUAAUCCGGUGGUUAAGGCUGGUGCAGAAAUUGUUAAAUAUUUUGAAGGGCUCGCAGAUUAUCUUCAUUUAUAUGAACUUCCAACCGGACCUGUUAUGACUCAAUUCUUACAGACACUUUGUAAAAGUCCGUUUAAAUUUAUUUGUUUAAUUUAUGUUCAUGUUACUGUGGGGUAUGAUAUUAACCAGAUUGAUCCGAGGAUUCUGCCCACACUUUUAACUAAUUUACCUGGAGGUUUAUCAAUUAGACAAAUGCUUCAUUAUGGUCAAAUGUUUCGAGAAGAGAGAUUUCAGCAAUAUGAUUAUGGCCCUGAGGAAAAUUUAAAACGUUAUGGAUCCACAAAACCACCUUUAUACAACAUAACUAAAAUUACAGCUCCUGUUGGGUUAAUUUAUGGAAGCACAGAUGCCUUCGUUGAUCCUCAAGAUGCAACUGAUCUUUGUAAUGAUUUGCCGAAUUGCGUUUUAAACUGCUUUCUUAAAGAAGGCGAUAUGUUUAAUCAUUUUGCUUAUGUUGUUGGAAAAGAUGCAGAUAAAUUAGUUAAUGAUAAACUUAUUGAAAUGUACAAUAAGUUUUAAAUUAAAUUAAAUUAAGUGGACAACUUUAA
Onthophagus taurus is the source of this 1239-nucleotide messenger RNA. NCBI's taxonomy places the organism in Eukaryota, Metazoa, Arthropoda, Insecta, Coleoptera, Scarabaeidae. The record is from RefSeq and is a predicted model, not a curated record.